Molecule: messenger RNA, 942 nt
Organism: Helobdella robusta
Lineage: Eukaryota; Metazoa; Annelida; Clitellata; Rhynchobdellida; Glossiphoniidae
Exons: 4
Coding region: 1-942 (313 amino acids)
Source: RefSeq, a predicted model, not a curated record
AUGGCGAGGUUGCUUUCUUCGCCGUGCACUUCGUUGCUCUUAUUAAUUAUUGCGAGUGUUUCAGUCAUCGAUGUUGCUGGAGGUUGUGAAAGUGGGAAACUUCCAUCCGUUGGCCAAUUUUGCAAAUUUUUCAUUGACAAGUCUUUGGAGAUAUUGUCUCUUAAUGGCUACCCUGGUUGUGGAGGUAAGAGAUUUCUACAUAAAACAGCACAGGCACCGACAGUCAUCUUCGAAGAAGCGGAGGAUGAUUCAAAGUACAUUCUUGUGAUGGUCGAUCCCGACGCUCCAGAUCCUAGUAACCCCGUUUAUCAAUAUUGGCUGCAUUGGAUUAGAAAGAAUAUAAUGGGCCAUGAUUUGAAAAAGGGGGUAACUAGUGAUAACAAUGACCUAGUGGAAUUUAAUCCACCUACACCUCCAAGCGGACUCCACAGAUAUCAGUUCCUUCUUUUCAAGGAACCAUCUAAUUUUACCCCAAACUUUAAUGAUCGAAGAGAGCGUUGGAGUGUGUCAGAUUUUGUGAAAAUAAAUAGUUUAUGCGAAAAUUUGGUAUCCGGCUACGAGUUUGUAACUGGAUAUGAAGCUUCGGACGAUCCCCUCCCUAAACCAAAGCCAAAAACAGAAGCCGUAACUCAGAAGCAGGAUGCCUUUACUCAGAAAUCAGAUGCCGCAGUUAAAAAACAAACUAAGAAACUGAAUGGGCCAACUCAGAGACCGGAUGGGCCAACUCAGAGACCGGCUGUCCCAACUCAGAGACCGGCUGUCCCAACUCAGAAACCAAACGGCCCCACGACAAGAUCAAUUGUACCACCAGUUUUGACUGAAUUUGAUCCACAACCCACAUUACCAAAUGUUGACCCAAAUGGCUCUGCAACUUGUUCGGCUUCCUUGCUCAUCAUCUUCUCGUCUGCUUUCAACGUGCUGAUGAUUUUCAAAAUUUACUGA